Molecule: messenger RNA, 1503 nt
Organism: Kickxella alabastrina
Lineage: Eukaryota; Fungi; Kickxellomycota; Kickxellomycetes; Kickxellales; Kickxellaceae
Product: NAD-dependent aldehyde dehydrogenase
Exons: 2
Coding region: 1-1503 (500 amino acids)
Biological process (GO): aldehyde metabolic process
Cellular component (GO): cytoplasm
Molecular function (GO): aldehyde dehydrogenase (NAD+) activity
Source: RefSeq, a predicted model, not a curated record
AUGAGCACCAAAAAAGAGUAUAGCACCAUCUCGGGAGGCUCGCUCAAUGAGAGCGCGCUAGAAUACACGGAGCUCUCCACAAUCAGCACCGCCGUAGACGAGCUGCGGACAACAUUCGCUACGCACGCCCUGCGGCCACUCCCCGAGCGCAAGCAGCAGCUCCGCUCCCUGCUACAGGGCCUGCGGACGUACAAAAAGGCGCUCCUCGAUGCCGUCUACCUGGACCUCCACAAGUCCGCGACAGAGACUGAUUUCUUUGAAUACUCCGCGGUGGAGUUCGACAUUGGGCUGGCGCUGGAUAACCUGGACAAAUGGGCGCAGCCCGACCGCCAUCCACUGGCUAUUCUGCAGCCGGCGUUCCUGAUGAGCCGCUCAGAGGUGCGCAAGGAGCCGCUGGGCACGGUGCUUAUCCUGGGUGCGUGGAACUACCCGCUGCGGCUGCUGCUCCUGCCCCUGGUCGGCGCCCUGGCUGCUGGCAACACUGCGGUGGUGAAGCCCUCAGAGUUGGCUCCGCACACUGCAGUGGUCGUCGGGCAGCUUAUCGAGCAGUUCUUGGACCCCCGCUUUGUCCGCGUCAUGCAGGGCGGCGUGCUGCAGGCUACGGAGUUGCUGCGCCAGCACUUCGACCAUUAUUUCUUCACCGGCAAUGGCACUGUAGGCAGAAUUGUGGCCAAGGCGGCGGCGGAGCACUUGUCUGGGGUGACGCUGGAGCUCGGCGGAAAGUCGCCGGCGGUGGUGCACGCGGAUACGGCCGAUUUGUCCGUGGCUGCGUACCGCAUCAUGUGGGCGAAGCUGGCGAAUGCCGGGCAGACCUGCGUCACCGUUGACUACGUGCUCGUGCAUCGGUCGGUUAAGGACGAGCUUGUGGAGCAUUUGCUGGAUGCGGCCGUGGCUAUGUUUGGCACGGUGGCGGCGGCGUCGCCGGAUUACGGUCGGAUUAUCAAUAAGAGGAACUGGCGAAGACUCCGGGAUUUGUUGGAUCGCACCGAGGGCCAGAUCCUGGGUAAAGGUAGGGAGGAGCCGGUGGAGGAAGAUCUGUUUUUCCCGCCGACAAUUGUCGAUGGUGUUCUGCCGUCGGACUCGCUGAUGUCCGAGGAGCUCUUCGGCCCUAUCUUGCCGAUCGUCACGUAUGAUACGCUGGAGGAGGCGCUUGCGCUGGUUAAUUCGCGCGACCAGCCGCUUGCACUCUACGUGUUUGGCAGCGCGGCAUCGUCCCAGCAUGUGCUAGCAAACACGCGGUCCGGCGUGGCCUCUGUCAACGACACCAUGUUCUUGCUGGGUUCCCACGGCAACCCCUUUGGUGGCGUUGGGCCUUCUGGGUUGGGCCGGUAUACGGGGAAGUUCUCGUUUGAGACUUUCUCGCAUCAUCGCUAUGUGCUGCUGAGGCCCAUGUGGUUCCCUAAUCCUGGCAUGGAUACCGUUGCUGGCUAUUUUGCCUGGCUUUGUCAUGGCUCUGUUCACUGCGAAGCCGAUAAUGGGCCUUGGCCGCAGGCGUCGUCUUGA